AUGUUUUCAUUUCCAGCGCCGAGCGUUUAUCAAUCCUCAAAAUGCUUCGUCACAUACGGAGUAAUGGGUCAUCCUGAUCCCCAAAAAUUACCAAGCAAAGGAAAACCAUGGAGUACGUUGCUAUCGCAAGACUUCGUACACAAAGUGGAUCUAAUCCUCCCGGCGGAACUAGUACAGCUCGUCGAGGAUAAACUAACAGGUGAUCCAAGCCGAGCACCUGAAUUUUAUAAGGUUAUCAUGACAGUUGGUCAAAUCGUAGAAGGUGACUUCUUCACCGAAUACAUCAAGAUAGGCAACAUUAUGAUGCUCUCGGAGGGAAGAGUAGAUUCCGAGAAUGUAUUUUUGCUAAAAGAAGGUAUGCUCACGAUGUAUCUCGACAAAGAGACGUAUGAGCGAGCUGGACUUGUUGGAAAGCCACACGGAGUCAAGGGUAAACGAGGACUUAAACCGAGAUGGGUUGUACAAUUCGAUCUUCGAAGUCCCUCGAUGCUCCACGGUAAGAAGGGCUUUGACAGAUUGGCAUAUGCGUGUAAAAAUGUUUUCAACGCACCGGUCACCUGGUUUUUUCAUAAUCUUUCCAAGACACCCGUUCCUGAUCCUCUCUCACGGCACUAUCCUGUUAAGUAUACAUCGCACCCCAAGGUCUCUGAGAAUAUUUCCACGAGGUUACCAUUGUUGAAACCUCCGAUCGCUAUCCUAUCGAACCAAAACCAGUCAGAGCUGGAUGAAUUUGCUACAGACAUAUAUGAGUGGUUGUCUCUGGUCCGACUUGAUAGUCCACGAAUCAAUAUAGAUGACAAGAUCGACCCAUAUUUGUCCAAUUACACCAUUCCUGGUGCUCCCGACGACCUUCAGGAAGGCAAGCUGUGCCGAAUUAGCUGGCAAGGUUUUAUUCCGCCAAGGUGGACUCGACAAACCUUGGCGGAAGUAAUACUCGCCCUGCCAGCCAAGUCAUGGUUCUCGCUAAGCACUACGACGUUCGCGAGGGAUAUCGUUGGUGACAGCGCCGAUUGUACCAUUUUAAGACCACCUAACUCGUCCGGAGAGUAUCUUCUCUGGGAUAUCAGGAAACAGAAUUGA
This is a messenger RNA of Daldinia childiae, 1080 nucleotides long. RefSeq names its product Ribonuclease P protein subunit p40. Gene Ontology annotation, biological process: tRNA 3'-end processing; endonucleolytic cleavage in ITS1 to separate SSU-rRNA from 5.8S rRNA and LSU-rRNA from tricistronic rRNA transcript (SSU-rRNA, 5.8S rRNA, LSU-rRNA); tRNA 5'-leader removal. Lineage: Eukaryota; Fungi; Ascomycota; Sordariomycetes; Xylariales; Hypoxylaceae. The transcript is spliced from 6 exons. Bases 1 to 1080 code for a protein of 359 amino acids. The record is from RefSeq and is a predicted model, not a curated record. Gene Ontology annotation, cellular component: multimeric ribonuclease P complex; ribonuclease MRP complex. Gene Ontology annotation, molecular function: ribonuclease MRP activity; ribonuclease P activity.